CUUGCUCUGUGGAAGUGUACGAAGGGUGCGCGGAGGGUUCAGUCUCGCUUGAGCAGCAGUAGCAGGAGGUUGGUUAGCGUGGGUUGUGCGCCAUGGAGGCCUCCGAGUCCUUCUUGGCUCCCUGGACGGGGUUCUUCUACUGGGUCGGGGUGGCGGGGACCGCGUACUGGGCUCUCCUGCUGCUCCGCUACCUGAGGUACAUCGUCCGCGUGUGGGUCAUGGGAGACCCGGGGGCGGUAGGCCCACACCUGGGCGCCUGGGCAGUUGUGACUGGAGCUACUGAUGGAAUUGGAAAAGCCUAUACAGAAGAGUUAGCAAAGCGUGGCUUGAAGGUGGUUCUUAUCAGCAGAUCUCAGGAAAAGCUGAAUCAGGUUGCCAGUGAUAUAAGGGAUAAAUUCAAGGUGGAAACAAAAACUAUUGUUGCUGACUUUCAAGAUCGAGAAACAAUUUACAGUAACAUAAAAGCAGGCCUGGAAGGCCUUGAGAUUGGUAUCUUAGUAAACAAUGUGGGUGUUUCGUAUUCUUAUCCUGAGAGCUUCCUUGAUGUCCCAGACCUAGAUAAACUAAUUGACAACAUGAUAAACAUUAAUUGCAUAUCUGUGUGCAAGAUGACACAAUUGGUGUUGCCUGGCAUGCUGAAAAGGUCUAAAGGAGUCAUAGUAAAUGUGUCAUCGAUAUCUGCAGUUAGUCCAACUCCAUUUUUAGCUGUUUAUUCAGCAACCAAGGCAUUUGUGAAUUACUUCAGUCACUGUCUCAACGUAGAAUACAGAAGGAAGGGUAUCAUUGUGCAGAGUCUUGUGCCAUAUUUGGUGGUUACAAAUAUGUCUAAGCUUCGUAAAGCAAGCCUUUUUAGACCUAUGCCUGGGUGGUUUGCAAAAUAUGCCAUCAAUACAGUUGGCCUUGAGUCUGAAACUGCUGGAUACCCGUAUCAUGAGUUGUGGGUCUGGCUUAUACACAUGCUGCCUAGAUGGGUAGUUGACCAGAGCUCCACAAGACUAGCUGCUAAAUCAAAACAUAAUUUGUUGAAGAAACAGAAGGCAAACUAAGUGAUAGCAUCUUGAGAAGUUCCUCAGAAGUUUUGUACCUGCAUUUAAGACACUGAAUACUUUUUAAUCUCUUAAAUUCUUGACAAGUUUUUUAAAAGGGGGCAGACCUGAGAUUGGCAUGAAUGAAGUAAAUUCUGAGGGCACAGGCAAAGCAAUAUAAUAUAAUAAUAUUAAACUUUAUUUAUACCCUGCCACCAUCUCCCCAAUGGAGACUCGGAGCGGCUUACAUGAGGCCAAGCCCAAACAAUAAAAUUACAAUAAAAUAAGACCAAAAAUGGAAACCGAAAGCACAACAACAUAAUUACAUGAAACAUGUGAAUAAAUAACGAUACAAAAUUACAAUAACACAAUCACAAUGACAGUGGGCGGGCUACAUGUAAUUAUUAAAAGAAAGACUCAUUAAAAUUGGUUAAAAACUUGGGUGAGAUAAAAGAGAAACCUACUUGUAUACUUUGUCAUUCUGCACCAUUGUUUUAUGUAUUUUAGAUAAGAUUUGAACAAUAAUUAGUAUUCCUAGUUACUAAUUUUACUGAAUUUAUCAUCAGAAAGGUUUGAAAAAAUAUGUGUGAGAAAUUUGGUAGAAGUCUAAAUAGAACAUUAUUGGAAUUGGGAACAAACCAUUGCUGUUCGAUUUGAGCUAAUCUGUGCAGUAUUUUCUUAACUAAUAAUAUAUUUUUAUUUGUUUUGUGCAUUACAAAAAUGACACACUGAAUUUGGACAAAUUCUUUUCCUAUAUGUUGGCCUUGGUGUGUUUGUCUUGUCAGCUUUUGAAUAUCCAUCAUAUAAAUGACCUUUUAGUUAAUGGAGAGGAGGGAAGAAAGUAAUCCUUGUAGUUAAUGGAGAGGAGGGAAGAAAGUAAUCAAAACUUUCUUACUGAUGUUGAGGUGAAGUAAUGAUGAUAUUGUGGACUGGACUGUUAACUUUGCAGAUAUAGCCGCCACUCCACAACUUCAGUCCUGUAAAUAUGAAACUGCAGUUUCAUAUGUAAUUUAGGUGAGGAAUUUCCUUGAUGUCUGAAUUGAUUUCAUAUAUUCAGUAUAGGUUAUUCCUUUUAAUAAAAAGUUAUCAUGGGCCACACAGGGCGGGCAUUUAUAUUUGUCUUUCAACAUUUAAAUAUAACAGACUAUAGAAAUUGACACAAACAUUGCAGUUACCCUGUAUGUGACUGGCUUGGAUUGAGAAAUGUGCAAAAAUUGUUUCCUUUUUUGUUCCUGGGAUCUGGGAGCCUUUUAAUCAAGUUGUAGGAUGGGGUGCAGAUAAUUACAAGAAGUGGGUAGCAUCUUGUACAAGUACGGCUACCCUUUUAUACAAGAACACUAUUAAAGCCAAUCUUGUAUUGAUACUUGAAGUACAGUAAAAUACAGUGCAUGAAAUAAACUUCUUUAUCACAAAUACAUUGGUCUUAGGUUACAGAUUCAGAUUCAUAUUAAAGUACAUCUUUCUAACCCAAUAAAAUUCUUUUUCCUGUCUUUUCAUGUUAAUUAUGAUUUAAAUUCUAAUUCCCAAUGCUUGCACUGUUCAGCUGAAGUCAAAUACGAUAUUUUUGGCUCAAAUGGACAGAAAAUGCUAUGACCAUGUCCUUUCAUUUUUUGUUGAAAACAAGUUUAUCAGGACUGUUUUCAUUGUAUUUUCCUGCAUAGCAGGGGGUUGGACUAGAUGGCCCUUCUGGUCUUUUCCAGUUCUAUGAUUCUAUCUCUACAUGACAAAGAGUAAAUGAGCUCAAGGUUGAAAGCAAAUAAUCUCAUGAGGACUAGGGAUAGCUGAAGAAUGGCAGAGUGGGAAAGAGGAGAUUUGCUUCCAUCAUUCCAUUUGAAGUUUGGUGUCUUGGAUCAACCAUCAUUGCCAGAAAUGUAUAUACAGAGCGUUGAUUCAUGUAUGUUGAGCACAUUUAUUGAUACUAGAACCUCUAAUAUCAAUUCCUUAUGAAGGAAUAAUUUAAGUCUGAUCUGAAAGUGAAUGUGUGUUUAAAUAUUGUACAUAAAAAUAAACGAAAACCGAUGCAAUGGUGCUGAUCAGGAAUGAGAAACAAGUUUGGGAUUUUUUUAAAUAGAGUGUUAUUUUGGACACAUUUGGAUUUUAGCUACACAGAGCUACUGUUAAGAUUGUUGGAAGCGGGAAAAUUGUAUUUGAGAUUGCUGGAAUGCCUAUGUAAUUGAUUGCUUUUUUCUAAUCUAUUCUAUAAAACAUUAAACUUAGACUAAAAAUGAGAA
Molecule: messenger RNA, 3256 nt
Organism: Anolis sagrei ordinatus
Lineage: Eukaryota; Metazoa; Chordata; Lepidosauria; Squamata; Anolidae
Product: very-long-chain 3-oxoacyl-CoA reductase
Cellular component (GO): endoplasmic reticulum
Molecular function (GO): oxidoreductase activity
Source: RefSeq, a predicted model, not a curated record